Messenger RNA from Ilex paraguariensis (yerba mate), 1716 nucleotides. Lineage: Eukaryota; Viridiplantae; Streptophyta; Magnoliopsida; Aquifoliales; Aquifoliaceae. The record is from the annotation of a GenBank genome assembly.
AUGGAAGAAGAUCAAGAGAAGACGUAUUCGUGCAAGUUUUGUAACAAGAUUUGCUUUAGUGGGAAGUCAUUAGGAGGUCACAUGAGGGGUCACUCGGCCUUGAUUUCAGCUAAGAAAGAUCUUGAGAACGAAGAUUGUAGAAUGGGUUUCGAUGGUAGUGAUCAACCCAAGGGUUUGAUAAUUUCUGAGCAAUCAAACAGUUCUCUGAUUCCAGAAAAUAUCAAGAACAGCGACAUGGGUUUUGAACACGGUGGGCAAGGAAGCUAUGGCCCAAGACUAAGAGACAAACCCAAAAAGUCUUGGAGGGUUCUUGAUUCAAAACAUAGUGUUUUGAAGAAAGGAAUCCAUUGUGAACAAUGUGGCAAUGGUUUUCAAUCGUUGAGAGUUCUGAAGGUGCACAUGAGAUGCCAUUUAAAGAAGGACAAUGAAGAAAAUGUCUGCAAGGAAUGUGGAAGAGGGUUUGGUACAAUGAGAGCUCUGUUUGGGCACAUGAGGAGUCACCCCAAAAGAUCUAGGGUCUACAAUAAAUCAGUCCAGAGCCAAUCUGGUUUCGAGAGUAUUGCGUGUCCGAUUCGGAGGAAGAGAUCAAAGACAAGGUAUAGGAUUUCCCCAAAUCCUUCUUUUUCCGAUUUGAAUUCAUCUUCAUUAAUUUCUGGGAGUGAGGAGGAGGUGGAGGUGGCUAUGUGUUUGAUGAUGCUAUCUAGGGGUGUGAGGAAUUGGGGUGGGUUUAACCUGGUUACAGGGUCUUCAGAUCAUAAUUCUGUUGUUCUUGAAGCCCAAUCAUUUCAUCAGAGUGAGGAAAUUACUGCAGUUGAGGGUGGAAACUUUGUUCUUGAUGGUGAUGAGUCAUGGAAGAUACCAAAGCUAAGAGAGAAGCUAGAUUCUCCUCUUUUAUGUUCUGCCAAUCCUUUAACUGAGAAGAAUAUAUCAGAAUCUGCUGAUUUUGAGUCUGGGAUUGCGAGCAUUGAUGAAAAUAAGAUUGAAUUGGAAGUUUCAGAUGAUGGGCUUCCUCUGGGUGAUGAAUAUGCAUUGGAGUUGAAUGAUACUGAUACUGAGAAGGGAAGUAAUGUAGGAUUGGAGAAGCAUACAGUGAUAGAAGUUAUGAAGUCUGAUUCAGCCAAAAACCCGGUGAUUGGCGUUCAUGAUCUUGAACUGGGGGGAAAUUCUGGUGGCAAAAUGAACUUUAGUACUACGGAUUCUGAAAUCUUGAGGGAUACUGAGAAGAAACAGGAGUACAAGUGCAGGACCUGCAAUAAGGUCUUUCACUCUCAUCAAGCACUUGGUGGCCACAGGACUCACCACAGGAUAAUCAAUAGUAGCUCUGUGGUGGAUAUGGAGAGCAAUGGGAAGAGCAUCAGAACAAGUGUUCUGUCUGAUAAUGAAGCUAAUUCCAAGCCAAUUGAGCAGGAAACUGGAAUGGAGGUGACCAGUUACGAGUCAAUAAAGAGCAAGGACCAUGAGUGCCCGAUUUGCUUCAAGGUUUUCUCAUCAGGCCAAGCUUUGGGUGGUCACAAGAGGGCUCAUUACAAUAUUGCAUUCUCUGAAAGCAGAGCCAAAGAGACUGUGGUCAUAGAACAAGAGCUUCCUGAUAUUCAUAAUAUUUUCGAUCUUAAUCUCUCAGGCACUCAAGAGGAAGGGGAUGAUAGUGAUAUUGUGUUCAAGUCCUGGUGGGUUGGAAGAGAUCAUGAGCACAAGGCAAUGGUGAUCUCUAACUGA